This is a messenger RNA of Phlebotomus argentipes, 2398 nucleotides long. RefSeq names its product serine/threonine-protein kinase TBK1 (gene IKKepsilon). Gene Ontology annotation, biological process: peptidyl-serine phosphorylation. Lineage: Eukaryota; Metazoa; Arthropoda; Insecta; Diptera; Psychodidae. Gene Ontology annotation, molecular function: ATP binding; protein serine/threonine kinase activity. The record is from RefSeq and is a predicted model, not a curated record. The transcript has 3 exons. Gene Ontology annotation, cellular component: cytoplasm. Bases 221 to 2398 code for a protein of 725 amino acids.
AGAGACAGAUGAACUCCUAAACAUUUGCCUCCAGAAAAGUGAAGUUGUGAAGAAAGAAAAAAGUUUCGCAGAAUGUCGCAGCAAAAUUCUUCGUAUUAUUCUGACGGAAAAAUUCGUACAGGGGUCUACGGCCACACAGUUUACAAUGGAGUCAUCACAGCUUUGUUAGAUGAAGUUUGUCGUAAAUAGUGUUUUUUUCUUUGUGAUAUCAACGUGAAAAAUGUCCUUUUUACGUGGUUCUACAAACUACGUGUGGUGCACUACGAGUGUACUGGGGAAAGGGGCCACAGGAGCUGUGUUUCAGGGCGUCAACAAGCAUAAUGGGGAACCGGUGGCCGUAAAGACGUUCAAUCAGCUGAGUCACAUGCGUCCACAUGAUGUGCAAAUGCGGGAGUUCGAGGUCUUGCGGAAGGUCAAGCAUGAGAACAUCGUGAAGUUGCUGGCCAUAGAGGAUGACCAGGAGGGCCGCGGGAAGGUUAUUGUUAUGGAGCUCUGCACUGGUGGGAGUCUAUUUAACAUCCUCGAUGAUCCGGAGAACACUUUUGGCCUACCAGAAGGAGACUUUUUGCUGGUACUGGAGCACCUCUCGGCUGGAAUGAAGCACUUAAGAGAUAAUAAUCUCGUUCAUCGUGACUUGAAGCCCGGAAAUAUAAUGAAAUUCAUCUCCGAAGAUGGACGAACGAUAUUCAAGCUUACGGACUUCGGAGCGGCACGAGAGUUGCAGGAAAAUCAGCAAUUUGUCAGUCUCUAUGGUACAGAAGAGUACCUUCAUCCGGACAUGUAUGAGAGGGCAGUGCUACGGAAGUCUGUAACGAGGAGUUUUACUGCAAAUGUGGAUUUGUGGUCUAUUGGCGUGACUCUGUAUCACGUUGCGACGGGAAAUCUGCCUUUUCGGCCGUUUGGCGGACGGAAAAAUAAGGAAAUGAUGCAUUUAAUCACUACGAAGAAAGCUUCAGGUGUUAUAUCAGGCACUCAGACCUCGGACAAUGGCCCCAUUGAGUGGUCUAGGGAGUUACCAAAUCACUGUCAACUCAGCACAGGUCUUAAAUAUUAUGUAACGCCUCUUUUGGCUGGAUUGUUAGAGGAAAAUCAGCAGAAGAUGUGGUCGUUUGAUCGCUUCUUCGCCGAAGUGACCAAUAUCCUGAGCAAGAGAGUGCUUCACGUCUUCUUUAUGAAUCGUGUGUCCUCCAUAAAGAUCUUCAUGAACAUGGAUGAGCCUCUGUUCAACUUGAAGGAACACAUUCGCCUACAAACUGAAGUGCGGUCAGAGAAUCAGCUGCUCUUUCUUGACAAUCAAUGCCUGGAGGAGAGAGUUGGUGUUGACACAUCUGUUCGUGGAUACCCAGAGACCAGUCAGGAUAUUCCGAUCUUUCUCCUGAGCAUUGACAACAACAAUGUAACAUUCCCACCGGAGACGGAGCAGCCAAAGUUUCCCUCAUUUCCCAACACGGUGUCCGUGGAGAAUGAUGCCAGCAUGGCGAAAAUGGCCUGCAGUGUGGGUCACGAUGCCAAGCGUCGCGUAGAGAUGUUCUCUGUGAUGGACAGACUAAUCAAGUGCGGCGUGCGGCAGUUCAUCAAUAUGCUCAGAACACAGCUUAUCAAGUUGUUGGAUCGUGUUCAGCGUCUAGAAGACGGUGAGCAACUACAUAUGUACUUCACCACGUCCGUGCAACGGCUGACACAGGUGGCCAAGAAGGGAUGCGACAGACGGCUUGCUGAGGAAGUGGUGCGAAUUGCAAGUGAACUGAAAACAGUGCGCGCCAGCUUUGCGUCUCUUGUGGAUCCCGUACGACAGCUCCACAAUCGCUUCGUCACUGAUGACGAUUUGACGCGUCAGUGGAUGGCCACAACACGUGACAUCAAGUGUCCAUGCAAGCAGAGGGCCAAUGAGAAGAUGAAGCACUUCGUGGAUCGUCUGAGGGAGUCGUGGCAGCAUCUGCUGAGAGACAGAGCCACGAGAUCUCUCACUUAUAACGAUGAGCAGUUCCAUGCGCUUGAGAAGAUAAAGAUCACCGAGACAGGAAAAAGGGUCAAGAGCCAACUAAACACCGAUGUGAAACCGGCGCUGUGCCUCAUGGCAGAGUGUCUGGCGGAUUGGUAUAAAAUGUCUCAAACAAUUUAUCUGCAGACAGCAAUUCUAGACAAGGAUGCCUCGCAUUCUGGAGAGAUGAUGGAGAAGAUUCGCUCGAAGCUGUGUUUCAUCGUUGAUGAGCUUGACGAGAUCACAGAGACUGGCGCCCCGGAAAAACCUUCCAAUGGGAUGGAGGACAAGCUGUACGGCAGGACACUCUAUUUCACACUCAUUCAGCAGCUCUUCUCCUGCAACACGGACAUGGAGCACAUCGUGAGGAAGAAUACGGAGCUUAUUGAUGCUCUACGGAGCGAUACUGAAGAGUAA